Molecule: messenger RNA, 792 nt
Organism: Spathaspora passalidarum NRRL Y-27907
Lineage: Eukaryota; Fungi; Ascomycota; Pichiomycetes; Serinales; Debaryomycetaceae
Gene: GLO2
Product: hydroxyacylglutathione hydrolase
Exons: 1
Coding region: 1-792 (263 amino acids)
Molecular function (GO): hydroxyacylglutathione hydrolase activity
Source: RefSeq, a predicted model, not a curated record
AUGUUUAGACAAUUCAUCCGAAACAUGCAAAUCAAAUCAAUUCCUAUGCGCUGGGGUCGUGGUGACAACUAUGCCUACCUCAUUAUCGACACCCCCACCAAACAUGCCUGGAUAAUUGAUCCUGCCCAACCCGAAGACAUUUCCAAGUAUCUCGACACAAACAAGACAGAGUUUGAACUCAAGGCAAUUGUCAACACUCACCAUCACUAUGACCAUUCUGAUGGUAACAAGCACUACCAUAAGCAAUUCCCCGGAUUGCCUGUGAUUGCUGGGCGUGAUUCUCCUCUAGUUACUUAUACACCUCUCCAUGGCGAAGUCAUCGACCUUGGUGAGAAUGUUCAAGUUACUGCGUUGUAUACUCCAUGCCACACGCAAGAUUCUAUUUGUUAUUACGUUGAAGAUAAAGAGACAAAGGAAAAAGCGGUGUUUACUGGUGAUACCUUGUUUAUUAGUGGAUGUGGGAGAUUCUUUGAGGGGGACGGUGUGCAAAUGGACCAUGCCUUGAACGGAGUAUUGGCCCAUUUACCCAAAGACACAAGAGUGUUUCCUGGACAUGAAUAUACAAAGUCUAAUGUUAAGUUUUCCAAGACGGUGUUGAAUAAUGAUGCUAUCGCUAGUUUGGAAAAGUUUGCUAAUGAGAAUGAAUUCACCACGGGGAAAUUCACUAUUGCCGAUGAAUUAAAGUUCAAUCCAUUUAUGAUGUUGACAGAUCCACAAGUUCAAAAGGCCACCGGCUUAACCAAGGCCAGUGACGUGAUUACCAAACUUCGUGAAAUGAAGAAUAAUUUCUAG